Molecule: messenger RNA, 411 nt
Organism: Tilletiaria anomala UBC 951
Lineage: Eukaryota; Fungi; Basidiomycota; Exobasidiomycetes; Georgefischeriales; Tilletiariaceae
Exons: 1
Source: RefSeq, a predicted model, not a curated record
GGCGGAGCCCUGCGUGGGAAUCCGGGUGAUUACGCAUGGGGUGAGCAAGGGCUGGACAACAUCGUCACACAGCUCAUGGAGCAGGCACAGGCUGCAGGGCAGAGCAGCACAGCGCCGCCACCUGCAUCCGAAGAAGCCAUCGCCAAACUGGAGCGCUUCAGCAGGAAGAACCUCGCUCGCCUCGCCAAGGCGAAAAAUGGCGACUGUCCGACGUGCAAGGAAGAUUUCAUCCCGUCAGCUUCUACUGCGCAAGGCGAGGACGAUCCGCCGGAACGAAUAGUAGGCGAUCUGGACGAAGGACAGCAGCAAGACGAACUCAUCGCCAUGCCCUGUGCACACAUCUUCCAUGAGGAUUGCCUUGUACCUUGGCUUAAGAUGCACGGCACCUGUCCUGUGUGUCGAGUCAGCUUG